AUGCGAACCGUGUUCCAAAGUGAGUACGGUCUUGGCGGCAUCGCGUUCUCACCUGCCGGACCGUGCCUCAUUGUUGCGGUGCACAGUGGGCAUGUGCUCUUGGAAGUGCCGCUGAAGGAGACAAGACACCACCAAUGCUUUGACGGUGUCAGACACAUGUCGGGGUCCUGCAAGGUCGUGGCGGGCACCGGCCAGGCUGGCCCUUUGGUGUCCGGUGUCCCAGCACUGCACGCGGCGAUCAACAACCCCUUGAAAGUGAAGGUCUCCAAGACGGGUGACGUCAUUUUCUUGGAAGCAGGGAAUCGUGCUUUGCGGAUGCUGCAGCAAUCCACAGGAAAGCUGAUCACGCUGUCCUCGGCUGUAGAUGCGCCCGACGGCCUGGCGCUGAGCCCUCAAGGCACCGCCUUCAUCGCGGAGGGGCGUAGCUCCGAGGUUCUACAGUUCCGCCCAAGCACAAGCGUCGAGUGGAACUGGGGCACUUGUGCGGGCACAGGGGUAUGUGCGGACCCACCCAGCCACAGCCUCGUGCCCAACACGGCUGGAAUUUGGCCAGGACUUGGACAAGAGCAGUUCUAUGGCGCCGCUUUGGCCACGCCCCUGGCGAGGCCUCAAGGCCUGUGCUGGGUGCCUGGCCACGGCCUGCUUAUCUGUGACGCGCAAUGCCAUGCAGUCUUCCUGGCUCGGAGGGUGGAUCCAUGGGUUUGGCACCGGGCAAUUGCCGUGCCACGCGCGCUGGCGGCACGGGGCCGUGCUGAACUGCUCAGAGGCGAGGAUGCUGUUCUGGCCUUGCUCCUUCGGCUCCCAGAUGAGGAGUUUCGCCACGUCCUGUCCUUUUGGGGCGAAGCCGACGGUUUUCUAGCUGGGAGCGAAAAAUUCGGAUCGUGA
Symbiodinium natans is the source of this 885-nucleotide messenger RNA. NCBI's taxonomy places the organism in Eukaryota, Dinophyceae, Suessiales, Symbiodiniaceae. The record is from the annotation of a GenBank genome assembly.